This is a messenger RNA of Thermothelomyces thermophilus ATCC 42464, 4371 nucleotides long. RefSeq lists its product as uncharacterized. The record is from RefSeq and is a predicted model, not a curated record. Lineage: Eukaryota; Fungi; Ascomycota; Sordariomycetes; Sordariales; Chaetomiaceae. The coding region runs from base 279 to 4322 and encodes 1347 amino acids. Gene Ontology annotation, cellular component: nucleus; cytoplasm. Gene Ontology annotation, molecular function: protein binding. The transcript has 4 exons.
CUCGUGCCACUGCCUCGACACAUGAAAUAUGCGGGGCCAAGCGGAUUGACUCGUCUUCUUCACUUCUUUCUUGAUUGUUGCUGGCUGCUGGUGCCUCUUUCCACGUCGAGAGAUUUGCACGGUGCAGAAUGCCUUGCGCUCGAAUGGUCGGUUGGUUCCGAGACCUGAGAAGGUGUUUUACUGUGUCCUUCUCAUCACCUUAACAAUGACGGACACACAACUGCCGGCAACUGGCCUCGCUUGAGCCUUCCCCAGUUUUUCAUCCCGGCGGCGAUGAGAUGGAGAUGGAGCACGAGAUCAAGCAGGCCACACAACUCCUCCAAGCCCAGCGGGCGGUCGACCGCGAUGAACAGCCUCUCGCCUGGAUUCGGAACCGCUUGUCAUCCCAGGCUGGCACGGUAUACACUCCCCGCGAGGUGAACAAGGUCCUCGCCGAGGUCGUCGAAGCCGAUGGCUCGGUCGGCGUCGUCAAGGCUCUCCUGGCUCUGGGCGCCGACGUCAAUUUCGUCAGGAGACGGCAUUCCAGCACCUGGAAUAAGCUCACCCACCGCAACCAGCCGAGCGAGAGGAACAACAUCCUCAUCCGAGCUGUUACUCGAUGUCGGCCCGAAACCGUCCACGCGAUCGCCGCCCACGCCGACCAGGCCAAUCUGGACAGCGCCCUUCACCACGCGAUCGCUAGGGGUAACCUGGCCGUCGUGGCCGCCCUGAUGGAGCAUGGUGCCAGCCCCGUCCAUCUCCAUGAUGACUUCCAAGAGAUCGUCUUCCACGAUCAGCUGCCGCUCCUCAAGGUGCUCUUAUCGGGUCAUCAUCUACCCUGCCUGGCCUGCCGCUCAACAGGUCUUCGAAUCGCCGUCGAGAACCGCUCCGUGGAGGCCGUACGCCUGCUUCUCGAGCACUGGGCCGACGUCAACUACGGCGACGCCGUCGCACUGACCCGGGCUGUCGAGCUGUCGCGCCCUGAUCUGGUCUCUCUGCUUCUCUCCGGUCCAAUCCAACCCUCAUCUCGCUCUCUUGAUGCUGCCGUUGGGAAACUCCGACCUUUGCUUGGAGACCACGAGACUGGGCCGAAUCGCGAGAUGCUCGAGUUAUGUCUGGCCGCGGGCGCCACCGGACCCGAAACCAUCCGUCUAGUCACCGAGGGUCUUAUCGACCUCGUGAGGAGGCGGCAGACGCAUCUCAUCGGUAUCAUUUUGCGGUACAAGAGAGCGCCGGGCCAAUUUGAGGCCGCUGCCCUCAUCGAAGCGAUUCGGGCCGAACACAUGGAUGUUGUGGCGAAACUGCUCGAGUUCAAACCAUCCUCUACCAGCCUGGCCAUCGCCAUCUCGCAGACCGUCGGGGUAGGCGGACCGCAGUUUCGCUACGAAGCAACUCACCUCCUGAUCCAGUCUGGUGCCCGGGGCCCCUGUGCUGGCGAGGCCCUCGCCAAGACAGUUCAUUGCCUCGUUGCCAACGUGAAGCGCGGCGACAAGGCGAGCAUCGAGCGGGAUACGCGCCUAUUUCAUCUCCUCCUUCACGAGGGGAAGGCAGACGUAGACUGGGGAAAAGGAGAGGCUCUCCAGGUUGCGGUCCGAUCAGCCUCCGUGGGACUCGUCGAGGAGAUCUUGGCCAAAGAGCCCUCGCCCGAGUCGCUGGGCACCGCACUAAAGUGGGCUAUGGAUAUCCGGGAUGGGAACAAGAAACAGGUGCUCGUUGAAAUGCUUGUUCGCCGCCGAAUCGACGAGGAUGCCGCGGGGAAGGCGCUCGUAACGAUAUUUAAAACAGAACCUGGCAACGCGCCUGUCGUCGAGCUCCUCCUCACGCGCGCAUCAGUCAACUAUAAUGAUGGCGAGGUCUUCAUCCACGCUAUUCGGAACUUCCGACCAGAGACCUUCCAUCUGCUACUUGGUCAGGGCAUCGGCUAUAAGGCACUAUUCACUGCAGUCACGGAGGGAUUGAAAGCGCCGAGGCCGGAUCGAAAGCUUCUUUUCGGAGACCUUGUGGCGCGGAUGCAGCUCGAUCAACUCAACAUAGCGCUCAAGCACGUCGUGUUGGAGCACGACAGCGAUCUGGACAUGGCGAGGAUGCUUCUCGACUCGGGCGCAGAGCCCGCGUACGAGGAUGGACUAUGCAUCAAGCACGCUGCUUCAAUGCUCAAUCACGACCUGCUCAGUCUCCUUUCGGCAUAUUUGGGCCAGCACAGCAGCAUCUACACGCAAGCGCUCGCGGCCAUCAUCAGUCGUGGCAAGCAAUGGAUCGCCUUCGAGCACGUCGAGGUGAUCAACAUCCUGCUCCAACAUGGCGCAUCUGGACACAUUGCGGGCAAAGCCAUGAUCGAUGUCGUUGACCAACUUGUCUGUCAACCGUCCCGAACGGACCUCGCCGAUACGUUUCUGCGCAAAAUGUUCGCCGCCAACGUUGACGUGAACCACGAGAACGGCAAGGCCAUCAGCAUUGCUGCUAGCCGCGGAGACCCCUUCCUCCUUCGCUUGCUGCUGGCCAACGGCGCUACCCCGUCAUCCGCCACCCUCGCACUCACGGCGGCCAUCAUGGCCCAUCAUGACGAGCCACUGCUGCUCCAAAUUGUUGGCGUUCUCUCGGAACAGAAGACGGCCGUACCGGACUUCAACAGAUCCAUUCCCGGAUUGCCGCCCCCCAUCUUUCAGUGCCUAAAAGCAUACGGGCACUCGGUAGUGGUCCUCGACAGCUUGGUUCGAGCCGGAUGCCGGCUAGAGACGACCGUCCCCAUGCAAGUAUUUUCACACAAUGCCCGAGACAGGCAGGACAGGUCGGUUAGUUCGGAGAUGGAACCUGUAUCGGUUCUCAUGUGGGCCUUGCUCCAAGAAGAAGGCCUUAUCAGCUUGCCUGUCAUAGCGGCUCUCAUUCGUCACGGGGCUGAUCACUCGUACACUACACCACUGUCACGGACGACACCGCUUCUAGUGGCAGCAAAGUCUGGCCGAAUCGACAUCGUGCGGUUGCUUCUGGAGUCGGGAGCAAGAAUCUCGGUCAAGGACGCCCUUGGUCACUCGGCGCUCUUCUAUGCCUCACGUGCCGGGAAUGCGAAGCUAGUGGAACUUUUGCUGGGAAGCAAGCCGCCAUUAAACGACGGCAGCUUACACGAAGCCUGCCGCGGGUUCCACGUUCGGGUGAUGCAGCUUCUCCUCAAGGCCGGUCACGACGCCAACUUUAGGUCGAUCAAGCACGGCGGACGCACGGCUCUGGGAGAAAUUGCCCUACGGGCCGCUCCCCCGGCCGACAUCGCGAUUGCGGAAGAAGCGCUCGACCUCCUCGCGGCCGCAGAAGCCAGCCCGCUUCUAAAAGUGGACGGGAAAACGGUCAUCUUCCUCGCUCUCGACAACGAACAUAACGAAGCCAUCACCAAACUGCUUCUUGAACGGAUGCUCUACCGGACACUCAACAGCCUGGAAAACACGUACCAGCACGGUACGCUCCACUACUCGCCGACCAUGUACAUCGCCAAGGGUAUCCUCCUCGGCCCUCCGUCGGAGAUCCUCCUGCAACUGCUCAAGGCGCACGGCUGCGAGGACCGUUACUACGCCACGAUCGAAGAGACGCAGCCGCACGAUGCGGUCGGGCUCCCCGAGGAGAUCCGGGACUACGAACGCGAGAGGCGCGCCCGCGAGCGCCAGAGACGGCUCGUGGAAGAAGAGCACGCAAGCGCGAUCCGCCGCGAGCACGAGAAGGCGGCCGCGGUCGCCCAGCUCGAGGCCGACAAGCACCACCGCACCGUCCAGCAGCGCGAGGAGCUGUCGCAACAACAGCGGCGGCACCGCGGGCUCGACCACCACCAGGCGAUCCAGAUGAAGGCCGAGAAGCAUCACGCCGAGGCCCAGAUCAAGCUCAGCGCGGCCGGGGUGCACUCGAGCAUCCGGUGGCAGAAGCACGCCGACGACCUGGCCAUGCAGGCCCAGAAGCGCGAUGCGGACCUCGCGCACCGCCAGGCGUCGCACGAGCAGCGGGUCGAGCGGCGGCGCGACGAGGCGGCACUCGAGGCCGGGGUGGACGAGCUCCGGCGGGCGCGCGAGCUGGCGCACGCGCGUGAGGAGCAGCGGCAGCGGCUGACGUACGAGAACCAGAAGAUGGUGCAGCAGUACGAGAUGCUCUGCCGGCGCAGGCAGCUCGAGCGCGAGGCGCUCGACGCCCGCGUGGCCGUGGCGCGCGAGAAGCACGAGAUGAAGAUGACGGAGCUGCGGUCCCACCGGGGCAACAUCAUCGGGCAGGUCAACCUCGAGGAGCUCAGGCGGUGGCAGGAGAGCGAGCGGCGGAUGAAGCUGGGAGCGGCACCGAUUGCCGUCGAAGGCAAGAAACUGUUGGCUUGAAUUUCUUUCUUUUUUCUUUUUUUGCCUCUCUCUUCAUCUCUCCUUCUCU